AUGGGGAACCUUUUCAGAAGGGACAUCGUGCUCCUGAUGGCGCUUCUCUCCGUCGCCGGAUCUCUGCCGAGGCGCAGCCCAUUAGACGGCCCGCACCUGAAGAGAUUUAAACGUCAACUUCGAGCAACGAAGACCGAGCUGAAAAUCAGCAGCCUCUACAUUCAGUCGACCAUAGUAUCCCGCUAUGCCCAUACCAAGGUGCAAACUCUUAUGGUCAAUCCUCACGCCGAGUCCAAGGAAGCCAUCUUUGAGUUGGAGCUGCCCAGUUCUGCCUUCAUAUCUAACUUCACACUCACAGUGAACGGUAAGACGCAUGUAGCAGAAGUCAAGGAGAAACAUCAGGCUAAGAAGAUGUACGAUGAGGCAAGGCGACAGGGGAAGACCACAGCCCACGUAGGAACGAGGGACCGAGAGACCGAGAAGUUCCGUGUUUCAGUGAAUGUGGAGUCCGGAGGUGAAAUAACCUUCGCUCUUACAUACGAGGAGCUGCUGAGAAGACAGCUGGGAAAAUAUGAGCACGCUGUCAGCGUGAGGCCCGGUCAGAUAGUCCAGAACCUCACCGUGCAGGUGACCAUCUCUGAAAGGACAGGGAUGGAAUAUGUCCGAGUGUUGCCUCUGCGUACCAGCCGACUGAUCACCAACGCUGUUCGAGGGGAGACAAAAAUGCCUCCAUCCACGGAGGUAGAGAAGAGCCCUCACUGUGCCCGCGUCACAUUCAGCCCAACUCCAAAGGAACAAGCUGCCCAGUCCAGCACCGGCAUCGCAGCAGAUUUUGUUAUCCAGUACGACGUGGCCUUGAAAGACCUUGCGGGAGAUGUUCAGAUAUACAAUGGAUAUUUUGUUCACUACUUCGCACCGCGAGGACUUCCAACCAUCCAGAAAAAUGUUAUCUUUGUCAUUGACGUCAGUGGGUCAAUGUUCGGCACUAAAAUGAAACAGACAAAGAGUGCCAUGUUCGUCAUCUUAAAUGACCUCCACCGGGAUGACCACUUUAACAUCAUUACCUUCUCAGAUGUGGUGCAGGCCUGGAGACCCGGCACUUCCAUCCAGGCCACAGCUCAGAAUAUCAAGAGUGCAAAGGAGUAUGUCAAUAAGAUUGAAGCUGAUGGAUGGACGGAUAUUAAUGCUGCACUUCUGGCUGCUGCUUCUAUCUUUAACAAGACAUCAAGUAAAGCAGAGAAAGGAGGCACCAAGCAGAAGAUCCCUCUAGUCAUAUUCCUGACAGAUGGCGAGGCCACCUCAGGGGUAACAUCUUCCGCUCGCAUUCUCGAAAACGCCCAUAAAGCCCUGGGAGGAACCAUCUCUCUUUUCUGCCUUGCAUUUGGCGAUGACGCCGACUACAACCUCAUGCGCCGACUCUCCCUGGAAAACCGCGGCAUUGCCCGCCGCAUCUAUGAAUAUUCUGAUGCCACCCUGCAGCUGAAAGGAUUUUACGACGAGAUUGCAAGCCCUCUCCUCUUUGACAUCGAAUUGGCUUACCUUGGGGAAACUGCCCAGAAUGUGACACAGACCCUAUUUCCCAAUUACUUUGAGGGGUCGGAGUUGGUUGUCGCUGGUAAAGUAAAGCCAGGAGCAAAAAACCUUCAGGUUCGGAUGACUGCUCAUAAUCAGAAAGAGAGGCUGAGUCUAGAAAAUGACAUCUCUGUGGUGGACAAUGCUACAGAGGCCAGCUUCGGGUGUUCAGGCAAUGUGGAUGAAAUUCAGUGGUUCGUCAAGAGGCUUUGGGCCUACUUCACAAUCCAGGAUUUGUUGCAGGCCAGGAUUAAAGCCAACGACACUGUGGCCCGAAAGAUACUCACAGAGAAGGCUACUAACUUAUCUCUUAAAUACAACUUUGUGACACCUGUUACUUCUCUCAUAGUAGUGAAGCCUGAUGACCCAGAUGACCCCAAAACAACCACAGCUACAACUACUGCUAUUCCUAGCACUGCAACUACACCUUUAACUGCUUCACCCCAGCCUACCGUGACUACCACUUCUCCAAGAGCCAAGAUGACAACCACAGCCCGACUAACGAAACCAGUCACUAAACCUCCAAAGCCUUCAACAACUGCCAAGAUAAGCGCAACCAAGUCAACCACUUCUAGGGCAACAAUUUCCCAGAUCACCGUAACCAGGGGUCAGUCUGGUGUAACGCAAGGAUUGACGACAAGCAAUACUUUAGAAAAACUCACAACAAAGGCUUCAGUUUCUGCUCCAUCUCUGACAACGAGUUCAGUUAUUCAUCACAAUACUAAUUCUCUACCCACCAGCACGCUUCACCCAAGCAGUUUGGUUCCAACAGGAACAACAUUAACCAGGACAGAGAAACUUCCUAGAACUUCCAUCGGCUCCGAGAACCAUACUAAUUCUUUGGUUUCAACAGGAACAACAUUGGCAAGGACAGAGAAACUUCCUAGAACUUCCAUCAGCUCCGAGAACCAUACUAAUUAUUUGGUUUCAACAGGAUCAACAUUGACCAGGACAGAGAAACUUCCUAGAACCUCCAUAAGCUCAGAGAACCAUACUAAUACUUUGGUUUCAACAGGAUCAACAUUGACCAGGACAGAGAAACUUCCUAGAACCUCCAUAAGCUCAGAGAACCAUACUAAUACUUUGGUUUCAACAGGAUCAACAUUGACCAGGACAGAGAAACUUCCUAGAACCUCCAUCAGCUCGGAGAACCAUACUAAUUCUUUGGUUUCAACCAGUGUUCCUACUGUCACAGUUACAGAAAGCGCACAAGAGACGACGACGGGUACUCUUUCUGCCUCUUCAUACGGCACCGCAUUCACCACUCCUGGGGAAGGGGUCGUGGAAGGCGUAGAAGAGUUUCAUACUACAUCCUUCCCUGUAAACCCCACUCACCCCAGGCUUCUUAUUCUUCCCGAGGACACUGAACUUUUGCCUGGUACAUUUUCAUAUCCAAAUUUCGUGGAGUCACUCAACCCACCCCCUGUCUACAGCUACUUUGAGGAGAUUACAGGAGUCAGCAGUAAAACAUAUUCUACUGAAGAUUCCGAUUACGAAAUGAUAGUAGACCCAUUCAUGGAACCAGAUAUUGACUAUGAUGUAUCUGUUGGUGCACCUAUGCUUCAGACCUUCAUGUCCUCUGUUGAUGGAGAUCCACAUUUUGUGGUGAAUUUACCUCAGAUCCAGGAGAAGUUGUGCUUUACUCUAGAUGGACGGCCGGGGGACACUUUAAAACUCCUCACUGACCCAGUUACAGGUAUCACCGUGAGCGGUCAUUUGACAAAGGCUCCACCACGAAUCGGCCAUGAGGACCGGCUACGAACCUACCUCAACGUUGUAACCGUCAACGUCAACCAGCCGCGCUCCAACUACAUCAUCAACGUAACUUUGGACAGCUUGACACUCAGAGGGGAGAAGGAACUCACUCUCCCAGUUAAUCGUCCUGCUCUGCUACGAAAGCCCAGGCUGGCCGUAAGAAUAUUUCCUUCCAGCAACAUCACCGUAUGGAUCGGGCGCAAUGUGGAGCUGCUGAUCAUAUUCCAUCACUACCAGCACCCAACGUACCUACAGCUGAACCACCUGGGUUUCUACAUAGUCAAAGGACACGGCUUGUCGUCCAGCUCUGGAGGGUUGUUAGGUCAAUUCCAACACAGCCGCAUGGAAGUCGCUGAGCGGAAGCAGAGCGAUGAUCUGACCCUCUCGGCGGUCCUGAAGAGAAACGAUCGCACGGCUCCCGCCGUUCUUGCUGUAAGACCGCUGAAAGACUCCGCGGCCCAGACACACAUGUCCAAGUGUUGGCUGGUCAAACACGCAGAAGUCGAGCAAAUUCUAGAUGGACCUUAUAUGUCCUAUGUGGCCUCUGGAGAUGUAAAGGCCCCAGUAGGACGCAUGGACUCCAUUGUGUAA
Molecule: messenger RNA, 3858 nt
Organism: Nanorana parkeri
Lineage: Eukaryota; Metazoa; Chordata; Amphibia; Anura; Dicroglossidae
Gene: ITIH6
Product: inter-alpha-trypsin inhibitor heavy chain family member 6
Exons: 15
Coding region: 1-3858 (1285 amino acids)
Biological process (GO): hyaluronan metabolic process
Molecular function (GO): serine-type endopeptidase inhibitor activity
Source: RefSeq, a predicted model, not a curated record